GGAAAUAUAAGUUUGCAGAGCUGAAUUCAACGGAUAUUCUGCAAAAACAAAACGCUUGCUUUUGGUUGGCAGUGCACCAAGGUUCUAGCAUAUGUCUCCAUCGACAAGGAUGCAGGAGAUGUGAAGAAAAUUUGGCCUUGGUCUCUCUGUUGCAACUUGCAAGGCUCAAUUAUAUAAUAUUAGAGCAAUCAAUUAUAAGAGCAAUGGUAGUUGGUGGGCGAAGGAAUACUGUCUGCUUUCUUGCUACCUUUCUAUCUCCAUUUCUAAUAUCAUUGCUUCUGACAAAUGUUGAAGCUUUUGGUUAUCCAUCAACUGUGAUGCCACCCGUCUCUUGGACUAACGUCGUCCCAACUGACUUUAGUUUUUGGGAAUCAGCAGGGGUGAGACCUAUCUUGGUUAAUGGGAGUUUUGUUUGUGGCUUCCACUGCAAAUUUGAAGGAACCGCCUGCCUCUUUGCUAUUUCUAUCUUCCCAUCUAGUCUUGAUAGCAACUCCAGCUUUUCUACACAAAUGGUAUGGUCUGCUAAUCGAAACAAGCCGAUUGGACUUGGAGCAAAAUUACAAUUUUCUCAAGAAGGGGAUUUAACACUGCAAGAUGAUCAUGGCACUCUAGUUUGGUCUACAAACACAACAGGGUCAGAUGCCACACUAGACUAUUACCAAUCCUUUGAUUCUCAAAGAAAGAAAAUGUCGCAGUUUUAUGCUGAAUUCAGUGACACUAAUUUUGCGGGAGGAGGAUGCAAUUGCCCAGAACCAGAUGAAAACAAUACAGCGCACUUCAAGAUGAUUAAUUCUGAUCAGCCAAAUCUUGGGUGUUCUCCUAAUGUACCAGUAUCUUGUAAGUCUUCUUCCCAUGAAAGUCUUCUGGAGAUCAGGAAUGUUUCUAGCUCUGCUCGCUACCUUCCAGAUAAUUCUAAUAUAACGGACAUUGAGAGCUGCAAGCAAGCCUGUUUAAGCAACUGUUUUUGCAAGUAUGCUGUUUUUCAAGGCUAUGAUUUUCGUUUUGAACCAUCUGCCUUUUGCUUCUUUGGAUUUGAACCUUUGUCAUUCAAAAGAGAAGGGCGUGCAUGGUACAAUUCAUCUGUCUUUUUAAAGGUGCAGAGUUCAAUCGCAGUGCAGAGCUCUCCAGGACAUUUUCCACAAAGAAAGAAAAGAAGCAAUAUGGGAGUUAUACUUGCAAUCACUCUUGGAGCCACUUUUAUGGGGUUUCUUAUCUCCACUGUCUUUUUACUACAAAUUAAAAAGGAUCCAAAGGAUGUUGAGGAGGAUUAUCUGGGUCACAUCUCAGGAACACCCACGAGAUUUUCUUAUGAAGAGUUAAAGAUUGCAACCAACAACUUUAGCAACAAGCUAGGUGAGGGAGGAUUCGGUUGUGUUUUUCGAGGAACAUUACCUUGUGGUGCUCAAAUUGCAGUGAAAUGCCUUGAUGGUUUUGGUCCUGUAAAGAAGUCAUUUAUAGCUGAGGUUGAGACCAUAGGAAGCAUUCACCAUUUCAACUUGGUGCGACUGGUUGGGUUCUGUGCUGAGAAAUCACGUAUGCUUUUGGUUUAUGAGUACAUGUGUAACGGGUCGUUGGAUCAGUGGAUCUUCUGCAAAGACAAAGCGCUUGCUCUUGGUUGGCAAUGCAGAAGGAAGAUCAUUCGAGAGAUAGCCAAUGGUCUAGCAUAUCUCCAUGGGGGAUGCUGGCAGAAAAUAAUUCACUUGGAUAUCAAACCCCAAAACAUCCUUUUGGAUGAAAAUUUCAAUGCCAAGGUUUCUGAUUUCGGGUUGUCUAAGCUAGUAGGGAGAGAGCAAAGCCAAAUUGUGGCAACAAUGAGGGGAACACCGGGUUAUAUGGCCCCAGAAUGGUUGAACUCAAUAAUCACAGAAAAAGUAGAUGUAUACAGCUUUGGCAUUGUUGUUCUGGAAAUUUUAUGUGGUAGAAAAAAUGUUGAUCGAUCUUUCCCGGAAGAGGAUGCCCAUUUGGUGAGCCUUUUUAAGAGAAAGGUUGAGGAUGGUCAAUUUCUGGAUCUAGUGGAUAAGUACAAUGAGGAGAUGCAAUCAAAUGCAGUAGAGGUAGUGGAGAUGAUGAAAGUUGCGGCAUGGUGUCUGCAAGGUGAAUAUGCUAAGAGGCCUUCAAUGUCCAUCAUAGUGAAGUUCCUAGAGGGCAAAAUGGAUGAUGAAACCGAAUAUGAUUUCUCAAAUCCACCACCACCGGCAGAAGUUGAAACUCACGGACACCAAAUGGAUGCAGCUGCAAUUACUGCCUCUCCAUUAAUUCCAUCUAUUUUAUCUGGUCCAAGGUGAUGAUAUGGGGGAAGAGAAGAGACUUAACACGUGCUGCCAUGUGUUUGCUCGAUCAACUUCAUUUCUUCCUUCCAAAUGUUAAGCAAUUGAGAAAGACUUGACCACUCAAUUAGCAGAUCCAGGGUUAGAGAUUGACGCUGAGAGAGAAACCGAUGGAUAAGCUAAUUUCUUUCCUUGUGUGUGUGGUUUUUGGUUUUUUGGUCCAUUACAAAUUUGUCAUUUUACAUUGAACGGAAAACAGUUGGCAGCACUUCUGUUUUAGUUUCUGUGUGUAAUGUAGUACUAUUAGCUACUUCAGCUUCAUACUGGUGUUGCACCUCU
Messenger RNA from Rubroshorea leprosula, 2606 nucleotides. The record is from the annotation of a GenBank genome assembly. NCBI's taxonomy places the organism in Eukaryota, Viridiplantae, Streptophyta, Magnoliopsida, Malvales, Dipterocarpaceae.